Messenger RNA from Moneuplotes crassus, 741 nucleotides. The record is from the annotation of a GenBank genome assembly. NCBI's taxonomy places the organism in Eukaryota, Ciliophora, Spirotrichea, Euplotida, Euplotidae.
AUUUUUAAAAAUCUCAAAAUGAGGAUCACAGCUGAGCUUAUGUCCAAGUCGAACCAAUUCCUUAACGCUGUUGGGGAAUUUCAUAUUGACUUGAGAGGCUUGAAGAUACCGUAUAUUGAAAAUUUGGCACUAAGUAAGGACCAAUUUGGAUGAAUUGACCUGACUGAGAAUGACCUUGUCCAUAUCCCUAUCCUUCCGGAGCUUAAAAGACUGAAAACAAUGAUACUUUCUGAUAAUAGAAUCUCUACCAUUGAGCCUGGCUUUUCAGAGAAAUGUAAAGGAAUUGAGAACAUUGUUUUGAUGAAUAACAAGAUAGCUGAUUUUAGUGAGAUAGACAAUCUCUCAGGCUGUAAAGGUUUGAAAAGACUUGCUCUGCACGGAAAUAUCGUUACAAAGCAAGAACACUACCGCUUAUACUGUAUUUCCAAAAUUCCUUCACUCAAGAUCCUUGACUUUGGAAAAGUGACUCUCAAAGAAAGAGUAGCCGCCAGAGAAAUGUUCGGAGAGAUCAAAGGCCAAGAAUUCGUAGAAGAGCUUAAGAAAAAGCAGAAGAUUCUAAAAGAGAAAUCCAAAAUGACCAAAGAAGGCAAACAAAGAAGACAAAGAGCAAUUGAGCUUAAACAGAUGAUCGAGAAGGCAGAGACCCUCGAAGAGAUCAUGCAGAUUGAGAAAGAGAUGAACGAUGGAAAGUACGAAGAAAUCCUUAAAGAAAUGGAGGAAGAAGAAGCAAAACAACAAUAA